Molecule: messenger RNA, 3066 nt
Organism: Solanum lycopersicum (tomato)
Lineage: Eukaryota; Viridiplantae; Streptophyta; Magnoliopsida; Solanales; Solanaceae
Source: RefSeq, a predicted model, not a curated record
AUGGGCAAAAGAACUAAUCCAAGACAUUUCCUUGUUACUUGGUCUUUACUGCUCCUAGAGACAGCUUUUGGAUUAACUUCAAGAGAAGUUAACAAGACCCUUUGUAUAGAAAAGGAGAGAGAUGCCCUUCUUGAGUUUAAAAGAGGCCUUAACGACGAUUUUGGUCGUUUAUCUACCUGGGGUGAUGAAGAAGAAUGCUGCAAUUGGAAGGGUAUUGAAUGUGACAAAAGAACAGGUCAUGUUAUUGUUCUUGAUCUCCACAGUGAGGUUACUUGUCCAGGCCAUGCUUGUUUUGCUCCAAUAUUGACAGGUAAAGUUAGUCCUUCUCUACUUGAGUUGGAGUAUUUGAAUUUCUUGGACCUCAGUGUUAAUGGAUUUGAAAAUAGUGAGAUACCAAGAUUCAUAGGCUCCCUUAAGAGACUGGAGUACUUAAACCUUUCAUCUUCUGAUUUUUCUGGUGAAAUUCCAGCACAGUUCCAGAAUCUAACUUCUUUGAGGAUUCUUGAUCUCGGAAACAAUAAUCUUAUAGUAAAGGACCUUGUGUGGCUUUCUCAUCUCUCCUCUCUAGAAUUCUUGCGCCUUGGUGGUAACGAUUUCCAAGCAAGAAACUGGUUUCGAGAGAUAACUAAGGUCCCUUCAUUGAAAGAAUUGGACUUGAGUGUUUGUGGACUCUCUAAAUUCGUUCCGUCUCCAGCUGAUGUAGCUAAUUCAUCUUUGAUCUCUCUUUCUGUUCUUCAUUUAUGUUGUAAUGAGUUUUCUACUUCAUCUGAAUAUAGCUGGUUAUUCAAUUUUAGCACAAGCCUAACUAGCAUAGACCUUUCUCAUAAUCAACUCAGUCGUCAAAUUGAUGAUCGCUUUGGGAGCUUGAUGUAUCUUGAACAUCUUAAUCUUGCUAAUAAUUUUGGGGCUGAAGGUGGGGUUCCAAGUUCUUUUGGGAAUUUGACACGUCUACAUUAUCUGGACAUGUCUAACACUCAGACAUACCAAUGGCUUCCUGAGUUGUUUCUCAGGUUAUCAGGUAGUAGGAAAUCACUUGAGGUUUUGGGAUUGAACGACAACUCGUUGUUUGGUUCAAUUGUUAAUGUCACAAGAUUUUCAUCCUUGAAGAAAUUAUACCUGCAGAAGAAUAUGCUGAAUGGUUUUUUCAUGGAAAGAGUGGGACAAGUUUCGAGCCUCGAGUAUCUAGACUUGUCUGAUAACCAAAUGAGAGGGCCAUUACCAGAUUUAGCACUUUUUCCAUCAUUAAGAGAGUUGCAUCUUGGCUCUAAUCAAUUUCAAGGGAGGAUACCACAAGGUAUUGGAAAACUUUCACAGCUUAGAAUUUUUGACGUCUCGUCCAAUAGAUUAGAGGGUUUACCAGAAAGUAUGGGGCAACUAUCAAACCUGGAAAGGUUUGAUGCUUCUUAUAAUGUCCUGAAGGGUACAAUCACAGAGUCCCACUUUUCAAACCUCUCCAGUUUAGUAGACUUAGACCUAUCCUUCAACUUGUUGUCUUUGAACACGAGAUUCGAUUGGGUUCCUCCUUUUCAACUACAAUUUAUAAGGCUUCCAUCUUGCAAUAUGGGACCUUCUUUUCCGAAAUGGCUACAAACUCAGAAUAACUACACUCUUCUUGAUAUUUCUCUUGCGAAUAUAUCAGACAUGCUACCAAGUUGGUUCUCCAAUCUUCCUCCCGAGCUCAAGAUUCUGAAUCUCUCUAACAACCACAUCAGUGGCAGAGUUUCGGAGUUCAUAGUGAGUAAACAAGAUUACAUGAUUAUAGAUUUAAGUUCUAACAACUUUUCAGGACAUUUGCCACUAGUUCCUGCCAAUAUACAGAUCUUUUACCUUCAUAAAAAUCACUUCUCUGGAUCCAUUUCUUCCAUUUGUAGAAAUACAAUAGGAGCUGCCACUUCCAUCGACUUGUCACGCAACCAAUUUUCAGGAGAAGUUCCUGAUUGUUGGAUGAAUAUGAGUAAUCUAGCUGUUCUAAAUCUAGCCUACAACAAUUUCUCCGGAAAAGUUCCACAAUCAUUAGGCUCCUUGACAAAUUUGGAGGCGUUAUACAUACGUCAGAACAGCUUUAGAGGAAUGUUGCCUUCUUUUUCACAAUGUCAGCUGCUGCAAAUCUUGGAUAUUGGAGGGAAUAAGUUGACUGGAAGAAUCCCAGCAUGGAUAGGGACUGACCUACUCCAAUUGCGCAUUCUAAGCCUACGUUCCAACAAAUUCGAUGGCAGCAUUCCAUCACUUAUCUGCCAGCUUCAAUUUCUUCAGAUACUGGACCUUUCAGAAAAUGGAUUAUCUGGGAAAAUUCCACAGUGCCUCAACAACUUUACCAUAUUGCGUCAAGAAAAUGGCUCUGGUGAGUCAAUGGAUUUUAAAGUCCGUUAUGACUAUAUUCCAGGAUCUUACUUGUACAUAGGUGAUUUACUGAUUCAAUGGAAAAACCAGGAGUCCGAGUACAAGAAUGCUUUACUAUAUCUGAAGAUCAUUGAUCUUUCAAGUAAUAAAUUAGUUGGAGGUAUCCCUAAAGAGAUAGCUGAAAUGAGAGGAUUGAGAUCAUUGAACCUCUCGAGAAAUGAUCUUAAUGGAACUGUCGUUGAAGGAAUAGGUCAAAUGAAGUUGUUGGAGUCCCUCGACUUGUCAAGAAACCAACUCUCUGGCAUGAUCCCUCAGGGCCUUUCUAACUUGACUUUUCUUAGUGUGUUGGACUUAUCGAACAACCACUUAUCAGGAAGAAUUCCAUCAAGCACUCAACUGCAGAGUUUCGAUAGAUCAUCCUAUAGUGGCAAUGCUCAACUCUGCGGUCCUCCUCUUGAAGAGUGUCCUGGAUAUGCUCCCCCUAUCGAUCGUGGAAGCAACACCAAUCCACAAGAACAUGAUGAUGAUGAUGAGUUCUCAUCUCUGGAGUUUUAUGUAUCAAUGGUGCUAGGUUUCUUCGUCACGUUCUGGGGAAUUUUAGGCUGUUUGAUUGUCAACCGUUCGUGGAGGAAUGCCUACUUCACAUUCUUAACAGACAUGAAGAGUUGGCUCCAUAUGACAUCAAGAGUCUGCUUUGCAAGACUGAAGGGAAAGCUAAGGAACUGA